This is a messenger RNA of Sinocyclocheilus grahami, 1707 nucleotides long. Its product is annotated as P2Y purinoceptor 4-like. Gene Ontology annotation, molecular function: G protein-coupled UTP receptor activity; G protein-coupled purinergic nucleotide receptor activity. Gene Ontology annotation, biological process: transepithelial chloride transport; G protein-coupled receptor signaling pathway. The transcript is spliced from 2 exons. The record is from RefSeq and is a predicted model, not a curated record. Lineage: Eukaryota; Metazoa; Chordata; Actinopteri; Cypriniformes; Cyprinidae. Gene Ontology annotation, cellular component: plasma membrane. Bases 157 to 1251 code for a protein of 364 amino acids.
ACAAUAUCAGCUCGAGCGCGCCCAGUCCGGUAAAUCUGGAGGCGUGAAUCUCUUAAACAAGUUGAAUGGUUUUUGAACCAUUAGUGUCAACCAUCUAAACUCAUGUUUUGAUCUGUGGAGGGACGUGUUUACCUCGUUCAACUGAGUGAACGAGAAAUGAAUUCACUCUUAAGAAAAAGUGUCUCAGGGAAUUUUUCCCUUCCUCCCACUACUUUGAUACCGAGGUCUGAGAAGGAAGUGAAUUUCAGCUGUCUCUUCAAUGAGGAGUUCAAGUAUAUUCUGCUACCUGUAUCAUACUCCCUGGUGUGUUUUCUAGGACUGAUACUUAACUCUGUGGCUCUGUGGAUGUUCAUCACUAAGAUGAGGCCCUGGAAACCCAGUACAAUUUAUAUGUUCCACCUGGCCCUGUCCGACACACUCUACGUGCUCUCCUUGCCUAUGCUUAUAUACUACUAUGCAAACCGCAGCCACUGGCCUUUUGGUGUUUUUCUCUGUAAGAUUGUGCGAUUUCUAUUCUAUGCCAACUUGUACUGCAGCAUCCUGUUUCUUACUUGCAUCAGUGUGCACCGCUACCUUGGAAUUUGUCACCCCAUUCGUACUCUGACUUUGGUUAAGCCACGCCAUGCCCACAUGGUGUGUGGUUUUGUCUGGAUAGCUGUGAUAGCCUGCCUGGUGCCCAAGCUGAGUUUCGUCAACACUUCUCAGAGAGGAAAUGAGACUUUGUGUCACGACACCAGCCGCCCGGACGAAUUUCACAACUACGUUACCUACAACUCCGUGGUGAUGGUCCUGCUGUUUAUCCUGCCAUUUCUGAUCAUCAUGGUUUGCUACUGUUUAAUGGCGCGGGCCCUUUGUCAACCACGAAAGGGCCUGUCCCAAAGUCAACAGAGUUCAUCCCGGAAGAAGUCCAUUAAACUUAUCAUAGUGGUGCUGGUUGUGUUUGCGAUCUGCUUUGUACCCUUCCACAUCACCCGUUCGUUCUACUACGGCUACCGUAUUCUAGACGCAGAUUGCAGGUCCCUUAAUAUAGUCAACUUUGCUUAUAAAAUCACUCGUCCACUUGCUAGCAUGAAUAGCUGUUUGGACCCCAUCCUCUACUUUCUGGCAGGGGAUCAGUACCGCGCUAAACUCAUCAGAGCGUUCACUAGACAAACUCCGAACACUCGUUCUACUGCGUAUGUGCAUGAAAACAACAUCGGGCUGGCCUUUAAGAACCCAGAUGCCCACGCUGGCACUGAGUCGAGACUCUAGAGUCACAUACCCAGACAUUUUGGGUAAUCAUUUAAAAAGCAGUUCUGGAAGACUGCCUCAAAUUUGGUAAGACAUCCCAAGUGCUCUCUAUCAACAGUCAAGUCUUCUACAGCCACAGACAUAUGCUUCCAAAAGAAUUCAGGACAGUCUCUCGUUGUAAACACUACACAUAGAUAAAAGUAAAGGAAUCUAUUUGGAGAAAGGAUGUGGUUUACUUCCUUUGUGCACUCUUAAUGAUUUUUUUCAUUCAGUAUGAUUGCUGGUAGUGUAGUGCACAGGAACUGCAGCUCGUUUUAUAAAAGCCCUGAUGGCCAAUCACUCCUGGUCACUUGUAAUGUUGAAGUUUCUCACUGUUGGUCAAGGACACAACUUGGCAGUGUUGGGGUUCUGUCAACGCUGAAAACAAAACUCACUCUAUAUCCCAGAGAUGGACUCUGGCCUGUGACUGUUACUACA